Theobroma umbraticum is the source of this 1657-nucleotide messenger RNA. RefSeq names its product aspartic proteinase NANA, chloroplast-like. The record is from RefSeq and is a predicted model, not a curated record. NCBI's taxonomy places the organism in Eukaryota, Viridiplantae, Streptophyta, Magnoliopsida, Malvales, Malvaceae. Gene Ontology annotation, molecular function: aspartic-type endopeptidase activity. Gene Ontology annotation, biological process: proteolysis.
UCUUUGACCGGUGUUUGGUUUUCCCUGUCACCCUUCCAAAGAUGGAGAGGUCCGUCUCCCUCGUUUUCCUUUCAUUGUUCUUGUUCUUCAAUCAUAGUUUCUUCUUUCAGGGUCAUGCUUCAGGAGCUAUUACUCCUCCAAAUGAAAAGGUUCGGUUUAAGCUGAUCCACAGGCAUUCACCUGAGCUUGGAGAAGACCAUGGAACGACCCUUGGUCCCCCAAGCAGUACAAGGGAGCGCAUAAAACAGCUCGUCCACAGCGACAAUGCUCGGCUACGUACAAUCUCGCAAAGGCUAGGCCCAAGAAGGAUGACUUUUGAGGUGAAGAUGAUGGGAAGCAACAAUCUGAUAGAGCUCCCAAUGCGAUCGGCCGCCGAUAUAGGGACAGGGCAAUACUUUGUUUCGUUCAGGGUAGGAAGCCCUCCAAAGAAGUUUAUUAUGAUUGCGGAUACAGGGAGCAGUCUUACCUGGAUGAGAUGCAGUUACAAGUGCAAGAAUUUUUCCAUGGACAGGACCAAACUUCAUGAGAGGAUAUUUUACGCUAAUCAGUCACGUACCUUUAAGCCAAUUCCAUGCUCCUCUAACGUUUGCAAGGUUGAACUCUCACAAUCUUUCUCCUUGGCCCAUUGUCCUACGCCAAUGGCUCCCUGUGCCUAUGAUUACAGAUAUGCAGAUGGCACCAGAGUGGUCGGAAUCUUUGGAAAUGAUACUGUUAAAGUCCGCCUUAGCGGCGGCCAAAAGAUAAAAGUGACGGACGUAAUGGUCGGGUGUAGCGAGGCAAUACGGGGGAAUUUCCAUGACAUUGAUGGAGUAAUUGGGUUAGGCUUUGACCAGCACUCUUUUGCAGUGAAAGCAGCUAAGGAGUUUGGAGACAAAUUUUCAUACUGCUUGGUUGAUCAUCUGAGCCCUAGUAAUCUUGUCAACUUUCUUGUCUUCGGUGGAGUUACUAGUUCUCCAUUGCCAAACAUGCAAUUCACGCAGUUGAUCCUUGGAAUAGUAAAUCCAUAUUAUGCAGUAAACGUUUCUGGCAUCUCAGUAAAUGGUAAAAUGCUGGAUAUCCCAUCAUAUAUAUGGGAUGUUAAGGGUGAUGGUGGGGUUAUUAUGGACUCAGGUUCAAGCUUAACAUACCUGGUGAAACCUUUAUUCGAUAAAGUCAUAGCUGCUUUUCAGGCCCCUUUAAGCAAAUUCCAGAAACUGGAUCUGAACUUGGGGCCCGAUUAUUGUUUCAGUGCUGGAGGAUUUGCGGAGUCGUUGAUGCCAAAACUGGCAGUCCAUUUUGCUGAUGGAGCUAAGUUGGUGCCGCCAGUGAAAAGUUAUGUCAUCGAUGCUGAAGAAGGGGUGAAGUGUCUGGGCUUUUCAUCCACGAGUUGGCCUGGACCUUCCGUGAUUGGUAAUAUUUUGCAGCAAAAUCAUUUGUGGGAAUUUGAUCUUCUAAAUAGCAGGUUGGGUUUUGCUGCUUCAAGCUGUACAUUUGACUGAUCGUAUGGAUAAAACUAUAGUCCUUCAGAGUUACUCUUUUGAAGCCAAUUUGGGAAUUAUCCAAGAGUUGGAGUACUCUAUUUAUUGGAAGUCUUGUCUGCAGCUUUCCGGUGUAUCAUUAUCAUGGAUGUAUAUUCAGUGAAGUGAAGUACUUACCAUAUGGAUUUUAUGUAAGCGUU